CGAAACUUAAGUAUAUUAUUAUGAAUUUAUAUACUUAUCGGAGAUUUUUUGUUAAAUAUAUAACAUAAACUCCAGUGAGUAAUGUUUAAAAUAGAAUAAAAAGAUUAAUUCACUAAUAUUCAUCUAAAAUUCCUUAAAAUCAAAUCAUUUAUAAAUUGUCUCAAAACUAUAUUGAGUAUGAUACCUAACCGUAUAUUAGUAAAUACUAGUGGUCUGAUAAUUCUACAAAAAAUAGUUCAGUUUAUUCUUAAGACAAUAUACAAUGCAACUUAAAGUUAAUAUAAAUAUAUAAUAGGUAUCAAACUAGUUAGAGUAAAAAACUGAAAUUGAUAAUUCUUUUGGUAAUAUAGUUUUUGGCCAACGUGUAAAUUUUAUUUAAAAUUGUAUUUAAGCAGUUUAUCACAUGUAAUAAAUACACGAUGUGUUGAAAGGGAGACAAUUAGCUACUGUACGACAUCGGUACAAUAAUACGAAUAUUAUUUGUGUACUCAUUGAUUUUAUACCAUCUUUUCGUCUUGCGUGCAAAAUAUCUUGAAUUGGUACAAAAAUAUGAAAAAGGUGGAACAAGUGGGAUUGGACUGGAAGCAGCAAGAGUGUUAGGAAUGAGAGGUGCUCAUGUGAUUAUCGCCGCAAGAAACACAAAAGCUGCUAAUGAAUCUAAAGAGAUGAUUCUUAAGAUGAACCCUAAUGCACGUAUUGAUUAUCUUCAACUCGAUCUCUCUUCCAUCAAGUCUGUCAGAUCCUUCGUCCAUCAGUUUCUUGCCCUUAACCUCCCUCUCAACAUACUCAUAAACAAUGCAGGUGUUAUGUUUUGUCCUUUCCAGCUCACUGAAGAUGGGAUUGAGUCACAGUUCGCAACAAACCACAUUGGUCAUUUUCUGUUGACGAAUCUGCUAUUGGACAAGAUGAAGAGUAGUGCUAGAGAAAGUGGAAUCGAAGGAAGGAUAGUGAAUCUGUCAUCUGUUGCUCAUACUUAUACUUACCCCCAAGGUAUCAACUUCGACAGCAUCAACGACCCUGAUAAGUAUUCAGAGAAGAAGGCUUAUGGACAGUCAAAACUGGCAAACUUAUUGCAUUCCAAUGCACUGUCUCGUAAACUACAGGAAGAAGGUGUGAACAUCACAGUAAACUCCGUACACCCUGGACUUGUCACCACUAAUCUCUUUCGUCACUCCGGUUUAGGAAUGACGGUCUUCAAGGCUAUGAGUUUCUUCUUGUGGAAAAACAUACCUCAGGGAGCAGCAACAACAUGUUACGUAGCACUUCAUCCUAGUCUGAAAGGUGUCACCGGAAAGUAUUUCGCCGAUUGUAACAUCACCACUCCGAGCAAAUUCGCCACAGACAAAUCUCUCGCCGAUAAACUUUGGGACUUCAGUGUCAAACUCAUCGAUUCUAUCCCCAACUAAACAUCUAAACUUUUGUCUUGUUCAACCACAUCUAAGCUUUCUAGCCGAAAAUUACAUUAAUCUUUUAUCCUCGCAAAAAAAAUUAUCUUUGAUCAUCACAUUUUUUUUUUAGAAUUAGAAAAAUAUGCAACGAAUAAAGUUGUGAGAACAGAAUAAAAUUACAAAAUUUUAAUAAUAAUGUUUUGCUAUAUACAGUAUCAACUAUUUUUACCAAAUGAAUAUGAAG
Eruca vesicaria subsp. sativa (arugula) is the source of this 1632-nucleotide messenger RNA. NCBI's taxonomy places the organism in Eukaryota, Viridiplantae, Streptophyta, Magnoliopsida, Brassicales, Brassicaceae. The record is from the annotation of a GenBank genome assembly.